Molecule: messenger RNA, 2591 nt
Organism: Daphnia pulex (common water flea)
Lineage: Eukaryota; Metazoa; Arthropoda; Branchiopoda; Diplostraca; Daphniidae
Exons: 5
Coding region: 913-2112 (399 amino acids)
Source: RefSeq, a predicted model, not a curated record
CCAGCUGGACUGGCAGUCUUUAUCCAGCCGUCCAGCCAAACACUCGGCUCCCUUUCAUAUACAAUCGCUUGUUGUGUUACCGUGUUGUCAACUUAUCGUGAUUGUAUAACAAAAUAAAAUUCUCCUCUUACACAAGUUUUCGUACAACAAUAUUAUUGUGGCCGGCGCAAAUAGACAAUUUAAACCGGAGAAUAAACUCUCAACACAGGAUUUGCAACAUCAAUCAUAUCGCCAACAAGUUGUAUGUCAUUACCCCCUCAUUGGCAACCCAUUCUCCGAUAACAAAAAAGUGACAGCUUCCAGAGCGCUCGGUGCGGAGCUAUAGAAGGAGGAGGUUCCAGUUGGUUCGCCAGUGGCUCGGGCCGUGUCCUUGUGUCUUGUGCACUUGUUACCUCCAGCCCAACAGACUCUCUUGGCGGGAUGGUGCGGCUGGUGUGUGCGUGGCUUAGAGGCACGAAUGAAGGGGAAAUAAGCAAAGGCUUCUCUCUCUCUCCAGUCGACAAGUGUCUUCCUACCGCUCAAGAGCGGACCUCACUUUUUUCGCUUACACAUCCAUCGCUCAUUCUGAAAUUCAUCAUACGCCGUGCUCUAUCUCAUUUCGGACUGUACAUUUUGCUUUGUUUUUUUUUAUCGUUUUUGACGUGAUCAUCUUCGCACACAGACAUAGAAAAAAACAGAAAAAAACAGGUGCGUGAGAAGAGCCGCGCGUUCCGGACUCUCCCGUGGUGCGGUGGAAAUGCUCCAGUGAACAAUAACGCCACAUCCGCUCAAUCAUCAUUCGUCUAUUUGAGACUGGCAAUAGCGACUUGCUGUUUCACUGUCCAUCCAGGGAGACGAGGGAGACGAGAGAGUGCCAAUCAUUUAUUGAACACAUCACAUUGAUUGUUCCAUGAGUGGACUCGGAAUCGAGAAAUGAGUCUGACAUUUGAUUAUCGUCGACUUCCUUGGCUGUUGCUUUUGUUGCUGGUCAGCGAGGGAACGUCCGACUACCGGGACGGUUUCGAGUACCCGUUCAUCACAACCCGCCAUCCUGCGCCAGUUCGAUCCUAUUCAAUGGCACCGGGGUGGCGGCAGUUUUAUCCGGAGGAUUACGACUUUAGCGACUACAGCCGUCACAUCACUCGCUCGGAUCCGGCAUCUCGCAACAGCGCCGCCGAGCAAAUUCCCAGUGGGCCUUAUUUUGCCCAGGAGCUCAAGAGGUACUACCACAAGCCGGCCGAGGAGCCGCACAAGGUGUACCAGACGUCGUGGAACAUGAUCGAUUCGGAAGGCAACGAAUAUUCCACCGUCUACAAUCGACCCGCAAUGACCGGCUACCAUCGCCCAUCGUCUUUAGCUUCUUCUUCUUCCGGCAUUCUACUGCCCACCGAUCAGUAUCCGUUCGUUUUGGACGCCUGGCAACAGCAGCAGCAGCAGCAGCAUCACGUCGAGCAGCAGCCAAUAAAAGAGCGGCCGACACGCAAACCCAUCAGCAAGAAACCUGUGCGCAAGAAGAACAAAGGAGUGCGGCCCAUUCAUCCAGCCGGUUACCAACAGCUUGUAACCAAGAUUCCGGAUAAAAAACACCAGUUCGACAUUGACAAAGUAGCCGACGGACUUGCACCCCAGUCGAUCGCUUCUGCGUACCCGAACGGCGUCAUGGGCACUUUGUCCCUUAUGGCCGGUCUUGUUUGGUACCUGGUCAACAAAUCGGCCACGCCCGUCAUCAAAAUGCGCCAGAAUUCGCGGGGCUACUCCGACAGCUACAGCAACAACGAAGACGAAGAGUCGUUGACACAGACGGCCAUCAACCAGCUGGCCGAUUACUGGCUGGGCUCUCUCAAGCAAACCGAUUGCCAGCAAAGGGCCGUUUGCGAACUCGUCUCCCAGUCCUCCUGGCUCUCUUCAGCCACACGAUGGAGUCAAUCCGCUUAUCGGUCACCAAUGGUGCAGAAGGCCAUCGACUCGUUCAUAGAAGAGGAAGAACUGGGCGUCCAGUUGGACGAUGAUGAGUCCAAGUUGGCCUUGCUCGUCCAAGCCGCUUCUCACGGCGAGCAGGGCGUCGACUGCGCCGCUUUCUACCCGCACUGCUCCCUGCCGUUUCACGAGGAAUCGCGAGACCGUCGGCGCUAAAUUUUUUUUUAGAGUCGUCGCGAUUGUCAUGAUUUUUAAAAUUUGAUCAGUGCUGUAUAGAUUUGGCCACAUUGUAUAAGGUGUUGAUUGAUAUGAAAAAUACGAGUUCAAAUAGCGUCACCGCACUCCGGAGUAAAAAAAAAAACAAUUAAAUCAAUUGGCCGGAGUUGUCCGUCACGUUCGUCACUGCUUUUAUUUGAAUAUAAUAAAUAAAUAAAUAAAUAAAUAGAUUAUAGUCUGUACAGAGUUUCUCUCGGUCUCUUUUUAUUUAAAUAUAAACAUGUAUUGUCCCAUUGAUUUGUAUAUCCUCACCUUAUGAUUUGUCGCUAUUGUUCACGAUGCAUUUUGCGAUUGUUUGUUUGUCGUGUAUUUUGCUGCCCGUAUGUGUUAGUACUUAUAUAACCGAGGGCCAAAAGAAUUGUUUCCUUUGUGUAGCAAUUUGUAACGAUCAAGUCGACAAUAAAAGACAUACAAUUCAA